AUGGGCUUUUUUCAAGGCAUUAAAGGUUGUGCAUUGGCUGAAUAUAAUUGGUGGCCAACAUUUGUAAUAAUAUUUUAUGUACUUUCCCCAAUACCGAUAGCUAUUGGACGUCGAUGCACAUCCGAUAGUAGUUAUACGAUGCGUGACACAAGCCCAUGCGCAGAUUUAAUGUGGUUCAUUACAAGUGUUAUUGUUGUUUCAGCAUUUGGCUUACCAGCAGUUAUGUAUCGAACUUCUAUCAUUCAAGUUGGGUCAAUGGCAUUCAUAAUGUCAGCUAAUCUAGUUAUUUUUACAACGAUUACAAUCUAUUUCAUGACAUUUGGAUCAGAUGACAGUUUGCCUAAUUUUUAA
Molecule: messenger RNA, 351 nt
Organism: Rotaria socialis
Lineage: Eukaryota; Metazoa; Rotifera; Eurotatoria; Philodinida; Philodinidae
Source: the annotation of a GenBank genome assembly